This is a messenger RNA of Clonostachys rhizophaga, 1101 nucleotides long. The record is from the annotation of a GenBank genome assembly. NCBI's taxonomy places the organism in Eukaryota, Fungi, Ascomycota, Sordariomycetes, Hypocreales, Bionectriaceae.
AUGGCGGACUGCUAUAAGCUCACCGCCGUGGCCGACUUCACCAAGUAUGUCGAGACCUUGUCGGACGAGACGGGAUAUGAGGACAGCAGACUCCAGGAAUGCAAGCCUGUGAUCUGCCAGGCCAUCUAUGGCAUCGGCAACCCGGACAUCUCGGGCAUUGGCGUCGCCAUCGGCUACAUCUUAGGAAUGGCCCUCGGCUUCACCCUCGCCAUCCUCCUCCUCCUCCAAACCCGCCUCGACCCCCCGCUCCGAUCCAUCCCCUCGCAGGUCCUCCUCACCGGCCUCCGCAGCUUCUUCAACGCCGCCGCCUUCUUCUCCAUCGCCGUCCAGAUCGCCACCAUCUCCCUCCUCGUCCAGAAAGACUUCGGCAUCGCCACCUCCGACUUCGGCGCCAUCGAGGCCCAGAUCGCCCAGGCCGUCUCCGUCGUCUCCAUGCUGCCCCUGCUCUACCCGGCCCUCCUCUUGAGUAGCAUAGACUCCUCCCGGUCCAACCCCCGCCUGUUCCUGCUCAACCUCGCCGCCGCGCUGUCCUUCUACCCCUUCCUCUCCCGCAACCUGCACGCCUUCGGGCCGGACGACUCCCGCCCCAUCGGCGACGGCUCGGGCAGCGACGUGUCGACGGCCGACUGGGCCAAGGUGGAGAGGCUGUGCUUCGCCGACGGGCUCGACGCCCUGCGCGACGACACAUUAUACGCCGCCAUCCCGCCCCUCGAGCUCGCCGCCUCGCUCGUCAUGUACCUCGCCACGCUCUGGCAGAUGGGCGGGCUCGUCGGCGCGCACUACUCCCCCGUCAAGGACCAGAAGCGGCACGCCGUCGUGGUCGGCGCCGGCCGCGUCGUCCUCUGGCGCAGGAGGGUGGGCGAGUGGCUCCGCGGGCACCGGCUCUGGGCCGCCCUGCUCAUGCUCGUCCCGCUGGGGCUCGCGGCCCCUCUGCUCUGGGUCAUCUUCCACCUGCGGGGCCUGCAGGAGGAGCUGGCGAGGAACGUGGAGGAGGACUACGGGGGGAACAACUGGGGGUUUGGGCAGAUUGUGGCCGUGGUCUUGUACCUCCCCGUGGCGGUUGAUAUGUUCUACCGGGGGAGGUUUGGAUACCAGGUCUGA